UUUAAAAAAUUUUCCAAUUUAUUUUUCAAUCUUCAAAUUCCACAAUUUGGUGACAUUUCCAACAAUGCUCUCAAAUUGGAAUAAUUUUGAUAUUCAUCUUAUACUUCUCAAAUCACUGGCACUCAUUAUACCAAUUAUCUCUGGAGUGUUGAUAUUAUGCAGUCAUAAGCGUGGAGAAGCAAAAACGAAGAAUGCAGGUUCUCGUACAAAAAAGUCAGCGACGUCGACCUCAAUUCCAGCUCCAGCUCCAGCUCCAGCUCCAACUGAAGCAACUACAAUUGCAAAGGAUAGUUUGAUGGGAAAACUAGAGCCGCCGAAGGAGCCAGUCAAAGAACCGGAGAGUGAUAAAAGUGGAACGGGGCCUGUUAACUCUGUUAAAUGGCUUCGUGGAAGGAAAAAAGCUUGGAAAUCAAGGAAAGGAAGCAAGAAAGGAAAGAAACCAAAAAAAACCGAAACGGAUUCUCAGCAUACUCAAGUUAUCGAAAUGGAAUUAGGAAAGGCUGCAAGAUCUGGCGAAGGAGAAUCCAAAUUGACAGCUAAAGAAGAUCAGAAAGUUAAUGAGAAGCCCGAUGGGAAGACGGUUCAGUUUGCGGAUAAGCUGGUCAAAUCAACGUUGACCCCGACUGAGCAGAAAUAGAUCGAUUUAAUGGGAACUGGAUUAUGUUAGUUGGAAAUGAAGUAUCUCAGUUGUC
This is a messenger RNA of Caenorhabditis elegans, 692 nucleotides long. RefSeq lists its product as uncharacterized. Bases 65 to 637 code for a protein of 190 amino acids. Lineage: Eukaryota; Metazoa; Nematoda; Chromadorea; Rhabditida; Rhabditidae. The record is from RefSeq and is marked reviewed. The transcript has 4 exons.